Gadus morhua (Atlantic cod) is the source of this 2345-nucleotide messenger RNA. RefSeq lists its product as uncharacterized. The coding region runs from base 1314 to 2345 and encodes 343 amino acids. Lineage: Eukaryota; Metazoa; Chordata; Actinopteri; Gadiformes; Gadidae. The record is from RefSeq and is a predicted model, not a curated record. The transcript has 11 exons.
CUCACCGUAGUACGCAGGACAAUGCGACAAAGCCAUCUAUCCCACUCUAUAGAAAAUAUCGAGAUAUAUCGCCAUUCAGCCAAAAAAUAUCGGGAUAUCAUAUUUUGCCCAUAUCGUGCAGCCCUAAUCUGAAUACAGACGUCGCAAAACCUCUACAUCCAGCUCUCCAACAAGAAGUUGACAACGAAGACCUUACGGAUGGCACAAGCAGGCGAUUUGUUCACUGAUGCAUUUCCAAUGCAAAAACCCUGACAACCAAUUGGAAUACAGACACUGCAAACCCUCUCCAUCCAGCUCUCCGAGAAGCAGUUGACAACAACGGAGACCCUACAGAUAACACAAGCCCGUGAUUGUUUCACUUGCUCCAAAUUAAACGGUAAGGGAACUAAUUUCAGACAAAGCAUCUUUGCACUUUUGUUUUUUUCAAAGGUAUCUGAUGGGUUUGCACAAAUAGGAAGUAGGCUAAUUAUAUUUGAGGUUAUCUGGCACAACAUUGUAUUGGUUAUUGUUGGUGGCAUCAUUGCAUUUUUUUUUUACAAGCAGUCGCAAUUGCAAGAACUAAAAUAUUACUGACUGGCUAUGCAAACUGCAGCUUACUGAUGUUUCAUGAAUGGUCUUAGUGAGUUAAUAUUUCUUUUUAUGGAGUUUCUACAGAAUUUGCCUGUUAAGAGUUACCUUUGCCCUUAAGAAUUCAAUACACGUCAACACAAAAUAACCUUGUUGUCCUGGAGAUGUUUUGAACAGGCAUGCCAGUUUCAAGGCCCUCGGUCAGGACUCGAGUGUGAGACACUGCUUCAGAGACUAAAAGGGAAAGUUGCAAGAGUAAAAGAAAAACAUCAGUUACACCAAAUAUGUCAAACCACUUGGGUGUCUUGACCACAGUACACAUAAUCAUGUCUUUUCUUUUCUCUCUUACUACAGGCUUUUUACAAUGUAUUAUGUACUGCACAACUAAAUUGCCCAAACAAGUUCUAGCUUUUGUGAGGGAAAAUAACCUUGAAAUGACGGGUACAUGAAUUGAUCCUGGCAAAAACAUAAAAAUGGCACCCAAGCAAAAUACACAAAUAAGGUAAAACGAACAUUAACCUUGACGUUCCAGUUUCUGGGGAGCCUCGAGCGCCAGGUUCAAGAGCAGUUGACUGCUCGAGCUAUACACUGCUCCUGAACCAGGCGCACGAACCUCCCCAGGGAAGAUGCUCAUCUUCCGUUGAUGUAGUUGGCAACUACGGUCGUACUGACAUUUACAGCAAUAACCUAUUAAUUAUUUAAUAUUAUAUACAACUCUUGACCAUUCAAAACUCACGGCAGAAAAGAUGGCACAGGUGUGGAAGGUCGUCGAAUUCAAAGAUAGGAGCACUACCAUAGUGCCAAGCAGCUGGUUGGAGGAGGCAGGGGAGUCAUGGAAUUGUUUCUGGCCUCCUAGUUCUUACGAUCAUAACCGCCUCCAGAAGGCAGUCGCGCACCACCUUCCUCCAGGUGCAGCGUGGGACGUGCACGGUGACGUGAGGGUCUUGGUUAGCUGUGCAACAUAUGUUAAGGCAAAGGACUACCUGAAAAAGUCCUUACUGUGUUUAACAUCAGACAUACAGUCAGAGGCUGAAGACCCUAUCAGAAGGAAAAAAAGGCCAAACUCACGCUACCUGCAGGAGCCAGCUGGAAGAGUCCAGACCACUACGGGCCCGCCGCAACACUUUUUUGAAGGUGUGGACACUGAUGACGAGGCACCACCCCCCCCAAGGAAAACAGCACGACAAUCUGUAGAUGUAGGGCCAGACAUCAAUAGUGAGUGGCUAUUUGGGCCAUCGACCACCCAAAGAGCUCAAUCAAAUGGCAGCCAGAGACUUGAGCUACUACAUCUAGAUACAGUCCAACCAAGCCACCAGCUAUUGCAUGAUAUGGGAAUAUCUAAAGUUGUGGAGCUGCUUUCCAAAGUGCUGGAAGAAAAUAAAUUGAUGAAAGCGGAAAUUACCAACCUGGGGAGUGAAGUGAGGGCGCUUAGGAGAGAGAUGGUGAGGCCGGUAGCACCAGAAGCUGCCGCUUCGUCCAUCAAGCUGCCUCUGAGGACAAUGGAGGAGUUUCAAUUAGCAGAGGCUGUUAUGAGAGAAACCCCCUGCGAAAAACAAAAGAUGAUCUUAACAUUCAGUCUAAUUGGAGGGCACACUGCAGAAGAGGCCGUAAGAAGGAUGUUGCAGAGUGGCCUAACAAAUAACCUGGCGUGUCGCUUCAACUGGGCAGGGAAAGGCUUCAAGGAAGCCUUUAAAAGCACUGUCCUUAGUGAUGUACUGUUCGGUAUGUUUGUCAAAACUCAGUCACACCACACAAGCAUUAGACACAGAUACCACUGA